AUGACGGGCAACGAGAUGACUGAUAUUUACGCAAAGGCACCAGCCAGUACUGCUAACACCACCGCCAAUGAAACAAACCACAAGCGGUAUAUCCCGCUGGCUGCGCCCACGAAACGAUCCAUCAAGACUGGCAUGGGAGAGGGCGUGGACGAAGACGGUGAGAAGGACGAGAAGGCUGAUCGAGGUGCCAAGCAAGGCUAG
This is a messenger RNA of Penicillium paradoxum, 201 nucleotides long. RefSeq lists its product as uncharacterized. NCBI's taxonomy places the organism in Eukaryota, Fungi, Ascomycota, Eurotiomycetes, Eurotiales, Aspergillaceae. The coding region runs from base 1 to 201 and encodes 66 amino acids. The transcript has a single exon. The record is from RefSeq and is a predicted model, not a curated record.